Messenger RNA from Hydra vulgaris (swiftwater hydra), 2832 nucleotides. RefSeq names its product ephrin type-A receptor 3-like. Gene Ontology annotation, molecular function: transmembrane-ephrin receptor activity; protein binding; ATP binding. NCBI's taxonomy places the organism in Eukaryota, Metazoa, Cnidaria, Hydrozoa, Anthoathecata, Hydridae. Gene Ontology annotation, biological process: axon guidance; ephrin receptor signaling pathway; protein phosphorylation. Gene Ontology annotation, cellular component: plasma membrane; dendrite. The record is from RefSeq and is marked provisional.
AUGUUUCAAAAAUGGCUGUUGAACAAUGUGUUGCCUACAACAGUUUUGAGCUUUAUUUUUCUUCGUGAACUUUGUUUAACCGAAAAAAUAAAUUUCAAGGAUGCAAAUUUUAAAGAAUGGGUCAUCAGCGAAAAUUGCAACGGCGCUUGGUAUUUUGACGGCCAAAAAUUAAUUGCAACAAAACUAACUACUAAUGAAAGUUGUGUAUUAGAAAGCCCUUAUUGGACGAACAAUGAAAAUGUUAGUAGACUCAUAAUUGAAAUAACUUUAUUAACUCGUAAACGUAAUUUUGUUAAUCAGACAUACAAUGAUUAUUUAUCAUUACAGUUGUAUAAAGGAGACAAAGAAAAUACAAAUAAGCUUUAUAAAAACAUCUCUUUUUUGCCUGGAAAUAUAAGUAACGAAGAUAUAUUCACUACCACCGACGUAAUAACAGUAAAUAGUAUAGGAAGUCAUAAUGGCUUUCAAUUUCGAUUUCUUAGAGAAAAUUAUGAAGGACAAAUCGAGUCAUUUUUAGUUCAAUAUGAAAGAUGUCCAACGGUCAGUGAAGAACUCGUUAACUUUAAAUCUCAACCUGCUCCUGAUAUUGACGAGCAUGAGCGUAAAAUCAUAGGCAUAUGUGAAGAAAAAGCUGAAAAUUUUUUGAAUAAUACAAUUCCCUACAUGACUUGCAAAUACGAUGGAAGUUAUACUAUUCAAGGAAAAUGUGUAUGUACAAAAGGCUACACUAAAGAAAACAUAGGAUGCAAAGAGUGUCUAGAAGGUUAUUACAAAACUGAUAGUGGCAACCAUCCAUGUUCAAAAUGUGGAGCCAAUGUGAAGCCUGGAGCAGCUCCACGAAUAUUAUGUGAAUGCCUUCCAAAUUACCACAGACAAAUUGGCAGAGAUUCUAAUGAGGCUGACUGCUUUGAGUCACCAGCACAAGUUGAAAAUAUAAAGGUACUAAAUAUAACAUCUGAUCAAGCAACAAUAACUUGGGAUGAGCCACGUAAAGGAUCAUUUGAGCUUGGUUUUUAUGUAAUUCAAUGCAAUAACUGUCCUUCAUAUAGAAAUGAAUUUCCAAAAAAGACUACUGAUUUGAGUAUUACAGUUACAAAUCUUGCAGCUUAUGCAACAUAUAAACUUUGUAUUUAUAAUGAGAACAAUGCUACUAAUUUAACUGGAAUAAGAUAUUAUGCAUUAUUUAGUUUUCUUACUGAGAAAGGAGUUCCUGGAAAAAUUACUGAUGUCACAAACACUUCAGAUUCAGAUGGAAAUGUUAUCUUAAAAUGGAACCCUCCUUUUGCUCUUGGUUCAGAUCAACUUACAUAUGUGAUUGAAUAUGGUGACAAAACAGAAAGAACUAAAAAUGAGUUUAUUUUUAUUAAGCAAAAUCUGUUCGAUAAAACUUACAGAGUCAGGAUUGGGACUGAAGUUAUUAUUGCUGGAAAAGUUUUAUCAGGACCUGACUAUACUUUUGAAAUAAAGGUUCCUGGAGGUGUGUCUCCUGUAACGACACUAGGGAUUGCAGCAGGCAUUAUUGUUUUUGUGGUAGUUGUUUUAGUAGCAUCAUUCUGCAUUUGGAAAAAAAGAAAUCCAGCGUAUCUCCAAGUUGUUAGAAUGGAAGAUGGCACAGUGAAGUUACCUGCUCGAUUUUAUUCAGGAGGAAAACUGUAUGUUGAUCCUAAAACUUUUUUGCUUGUUUCUGAUGCAGUUUCACAGUUUGCGUAUGAAAUUGAAAGAUCAGAGAUAGUUUUUGGUGAACUAAUUGGAAGCGGAGAGUUUGCAGAUGUUCAUAAAGGAGUUUUGAUGAAGGAGGGAAAAAAAGAACCAGUUGCAAUUAAAGUGUUAAAGAAUGGUGCUUCUGAAUCAGAUCGUGAAGAUUUUUUGAGUGAAGCUGCUAUUUUAGGACAGUUCUCAAACCCAAAUGUCAUAUUUUUGGAAGGAGUAGUGUUAAAAGAUGAACCAAAUUUAAUUGUGUUAGAAUAUAUGGAAUAUGGAGCUCUUGACUCUUAUUUAAAAGAACAUGACAUGCAAUUUACCAUAGAACAGUUACUUGAAAUGGCUCGUGGUGUAGCUUCAGGGAUGAAAUAUCUCUCAGAAAUGGGAUUUGUUCAUAGAGAUUUGGCAGCACGAAAUAUACUUGUGAAUGAAAAAAAGACAUGUAAAAUUGCUGAUUUUGGAAUGAGUCUUGAAAUUAAAGUUGAAGACCAACUUGAAGCAAAGGGCAGUAAGAUACCUGUUCGUUGGACGUCACCAGAAGCCAUCCAGUUUAAAAAAUUUACCACAGCUUCUGAUGUUUGGUCAUAUGGCAUUGUUUUAUGGGAGAUAAUGUCAUAUGGUGAAAGACCUUACUGGGAAUGGAGUAAUUUGGAGGUGCUUAAUAAAGUGAAUUCUGGAUACAGACUGCCUCCUCCAAUGGGUUGCCCACGUGUGGUUCAUGAUCUUAUGUUAAACUGUUGGGAAAAAGAGAGGUCAAAACGACCAUUGUUUAGUGUCAUUAGAGAUCGGAUUGAUGACUGGUUACAGAUUCCAGAACUGCUUGAUGAACUUGGACCAGUUGUAAAACUAGACGAUGCACUUGAUUAUACUAUCAUGCAGACAAUUAACAAAUGGCUAGAGGCGAUAGAUAUGGGAAGAUAUGCUAAUAACUUUUUAGAACAAGGAUUCGCCACACCACGACAAAUAUUACUAUUGACAAUGGAUGAUCUUGAAGCAUUAGGAAUUGGAUCGUUAGAACACAGAAGAAGAAUAUUCAAAGCUAUUGCCAAUACGAAAUCGCAGGUUGAAUCCAAUUUGGUCCGUAUGAACAGUAAAACAGGCACGUUUAAGUCGCAGGAUUCGUCAAAAUGA